UUCUAGGGCUCGCAGCAAUGAGGGCCGCAGACAGCAGCUCGUGGCGCCACGCCUUGCUCUACAUCUCGCCCUACACAUUCGCCGCGAUCGGCAUUGCGAUUUCCAUCGGCGUUUCGGUGCUCGGCGCAUCCUGGGGGAUUUACGUGACCGGGAGCAGUCUCAUCGGCGCCGCGAUCAAAGCUCCAAGAAUCACAUCCAAGAAUCUCAUCAGUGUGAUUUUUUGCGAGGCUGUUGCAAUCUAUGGAGUUAUAGUUGCCAUCAUCUUGCAGACUAAGCUGGAGUCUGUCACUCGAGACUACCAGCACACAGCGGAGUCGAUGCGCGCUGGCUACUCCAUCUUUGCCUCUGGAAUAAUCGUCGGCUUUGCAAAUCUUGUUUGCGGGAUUUGUGUUGGAGUGAUUGGCAGCAGCUGCGCUCUCUCGGACGCUCAAAACUCGACGCUGUUUGUAAAAAUUUUGGUGAUUGAGAUCUUUGGAAGCGCGCUGGGUCUCUUCGGCGUCAUCGUUGGGAUCAUCAUGUCUGCUCAGGCUACAUGGCCUAAAGCCACGUAAAUAUUUCGUUCGUUCUCCUUCUUUUGAGUGGAUCAAAACGGUGUAGUAAGCAUAUUCUACGUGCCGUGUAAAAUAUGCUCUCCCAUAAAAUGGCUAUGGCGGAUUCUUUCA
Molecule: messenger RNA, 662 nt
Organism: Selaginella moellendorffii
Lineage: Eukaryota; Viridiplantae; Streptophyta; Lycopodiopsida; Selaginellales; Selaginellaceae
Product: V-type proton ATPase subunit c''2
Exons: 4
Coding region: 18-551 (177 amino acids)
Biological process (GO): proton transmembrane transport
Cellular component (GO): proton-transporting V-type ATPase, V0 domain
Molecular function (GO): proton-transporting ATPase activity, rotational mechanism
Source: RefSeq, a predicted model, not a curated record